Messenger RNA from Drosophila navojoa, 685 nucleotides. RefSeq names its product arylalkylamine N-acetyltransferase-like 2. The record is from RefSeq and is a predicted model, not a curated record. Lineage: Eukaryota; Metazoa; Arthropoda; Insecta; Diptera; Drosophilidae. Gene Ontology annotation, molecular function: N-acetyltransferase activity.
UCCAAUGGAACCGCGUGUUGUAAAUGGAAUUCGCAUUCGCUCCAUGACAGUGGACGACUACAAAGAGGUGAAAGAAGUUUUGGGUCGAACGUUCUAUGUGGACGAGCCACUGUGCAUGAUCUCGGGUAAAAAUAUGCAAACACACUUUGAGCAGGAGCAGGAUGCAUACCACCUAUCCCUGAUCGAGCAGAAUACCUCUGUUGUGGCUGUGGAUGAGACCGAGAGCAAUAAAAUUGUCGGUGUGGUGCUGGCAGGCGCACAAGUGCCAAGCGAGCUGGAAUAUCAUCGACUAAUGGCAGACAAGUACGGAAAAUUCUACAAGUUUUUGUCUGAGAUCGAAACGGAAGUGAAUAUCUUCAAGAGCCAUGGAGUCUCCAGGGUUCUCUACUCACACAUAACCGCCGUGGAAAGAUCAAUGAGAGGCAAAGGACUGGGCACGCGACUCACGACAGCUGUGAUGGAGGUGGGUCGCACGAUGGGAUUCCCCUUGUUUGUUGCCUGCUGCACGAGUUUCUACUCGGCACGCCAAAAGCAGGCCUUGGGCAUGGAGUGCAUCCAUGCUGUGGCUUAUGCGGACUAUAAAAACGAACGUGGCGAAGUGGUGUUUGAGCCACCAGCACCACACACGCACGCUCGCUAUAUGGUGGGUAUUCUAUGAACCCAGAGAGACUAAAAUGAGAGACUA